AAAUUAAAGCAAUCAGACUCUGACCCUCUCAUAUAAUUCUCAGAUCCACACAGAUCUCCUUGCUUCACCGACACCUAUUUGUUUACUUCCUUUGAAAAUUUCAAGUUUCGUUUCCAACUGCUUUUUCAUAUAAAACCAGAAAUCCAAUUUUAAAUUUUAAAAUAUUGUUUCAAAAACAAGAACAACAAACUGUGUUGGUCUUUUAAAUUUACUACAAUAUGCAGCGUGAUACCCUAAAAAAGGACUUAAAAGAUAUGGAUUUCUUUACGGAGUACGGGGAUGCCAAUCGAUAUAAGAUUCUCGAAGUUAUUGGCAAGGGGAGCUAUGGAGUUGUUUGUGCAGCAAUUGACACCCACACUGGCGAAAAAGUUGCCAUCAAAAAAAUCCAUGAUGUUUUUGAGCACAUCUCUGAUGCUAUUCGCAUAUUAAGAGAAGUUAAGUUGCUUAGGCUUUUACAGCAUCCUGAUAUUGUUGAGAUUAAGCGCAUCAUGUUGCCGCCUUCUAAGAGGGAGUUUAAAGACAUAUUCGUUGUCUUUGAGCUUAUGGAGUCUGAUCUCCAUCAGGUCAUCAAGGCUAAUGAUGAUUUGACACGUGAGCACCAUCAGUUUUUCCUUUACCAAAUGCUACGAGCAUUGAAAUACAUGCAUACAGCAAAUGUUUACCAUAGAGAUCUUAAACCCAAGAAUAUAUUGGCGAAUGCUAAUUGCAAGCUCAAAGUGUGUGACUUUGGUCUAGCGAGAGUAGCCUUUAGUGAUACACCAACCACAAUUUUCUGGACGGACUAUGUUGCAACAAGAUGGUAUAGAGCUCCGGAGCUAUGUGGAUCAUUUUUUUCAAAGUAUACACCUGCGAUUGACAUUUGGAGUAUAGGGUGCAUAUUUGCGGAGGUAUUGACAGGGAAGCCAUUGUUCGCGGGUAAAAGUGUUGUUCAUCAAUUAGAUUUGAUUACUGAUCUUCUCGGGACUCCCUCAUGGGAAACAAUUUCUGGAGUACGGAAUGAUAAGGCAAGAAAAUACAUGACAGAAAUGAGGAAGAAGCAACCUGUGCCAUUUACACAGAAAUUUCCCAAUGCGGAUCCUUUGGCACUCCGUCUGUUGCAGAGACUAUUAGCAUUUGAUCCAAAAGACCGACCGACUGCUGAAGAGGCAUUGGCUGAUCCUUAUUUUAAGGGCUUAUCCAAAAUUGAGCGAGAACCUUCUUGUCAACCAAUUUCAAAGUUGGAGUUUGAGUUUGAGAGGCGAAGGGUGACAAAGGAGGACGUACGAGAACUGCUAUACCGUGAAAUACUGGAGUACCACCCACAGCUUCUGAAAGACUACAUGAACGGAAAUGAAGGCACAAACUUUCUUUAUCCCAGCGCUAUUGGUCAUUUUAGAAAGCAGUUUGCAUAUCUUGAGGAAAACAGUGGUAGAAGUGGGCCAGUGAUUCCUCUAGAGAGAAAGCAUGUCUCUCUUCCCCGGUCUACUGUACACUCAGCAACAAUACCUCCUAAUAUGCAGCCGAAUUCAUCUGCAUUUGACAAUAGGCACCUUGCUGAAGAGUCCUCUAAGACUUCUAGGGCAACCGAUGCAAUUUCGGGGAAUGUAUCAAAGGCUUCUCGGCCUCCACCUCGAGUACCAACAGGUGAUGCUUCCCGUUAUGGUUCCUUCAGUUGUGCUGCAAAGCCAGGGAGAGUAGUGGGAUCAGUCGUACCUUAUGAGAGUGGUAGAAACAUGAAAGACGCCUGUGAUUCAAGGAUAUUUUACAGAAAUGCCGUCCUCCCUCCCCAGACGGUAUCCCCUCAUUGUUUCUUUAGAACUAACACAAUGACACAAGAUAAGUCGAUGAUGGAGUCUGAGAAAGAUUCUUCACACAUAAGGCGACAGCCUACACAGUCUAACAUAGCAACGAAACCUACCCCUGUCAUGGCCAUGGAUAUGAACGCCAACCCAUAUUAUCAGCCACAACCAAAGGUUGAACAGUUAAACGAGCGAAUUACUAUUGAUACAAAGCUGUUGCAGGCGCAGUCCCAGUUUGGUGCAGUUGGUGCAGCUGCUGUAGCCGUUGCUGCUCAUAGGAGUGUGGGAGCUGUUCAGUAUGGAUUGUCGUUGUAGCUUUAUAUGUUAAUAUCCCUUUUAAUUCAAUUAUUUGAAGCCAGAAUUUGAGGGUUGAUAGAAGAUCUAACUGGGAUAGUAUAGUUGUACUUAUUUACAUCUAUGUAAUUAGAAUCUUACGUCAUUUAUUUAUCAAUGGAAAUAAGUACUCUUA
Mercurialis annua (annual mercury) is the source of this 2247-nucleotide messenger RNA. RefSeq names its product mitogen-activated protein kinase 19-like. NCBI's taxonomy places the organism in Eukaryota, Viridiplantae, Streptophyta, Magnoliopsida, Malpighiales, Euphorbiaceae. Gene Ontology annotation, biological process: intracellular signal transduction; protein phosphorylation. Bases 219 to 2093 code for a protein of 624 amino acids. The transcript has 10 exons. Gene Ontology annotation, molecular function: MAP kinase activity; ATP binding. The record is from RefSeq and is a predicted model, not a curated record. Gene Ontology annotation, cellular component: nucleus; cytoplasm.